Molecule: messenger RNA, 1578 nt
Organism: Aspergillus wentii DTO 134E9
Lineage: Eukaryota; Fungi; Ascomycota; Eurotiomycetes; Eurotiales; Aspergillaceae
Product: putative MFS allantoate transporter
Exons: 10
Coding region: 1-1578 (525 amino acids)
Biological process (GO): transmembrane transport
Cellular component (GO): membrane
Molecular function (GO): transmembrane transporter activity
Source: RefSeq, a predicted model, not a curated record
AUGGGAACCAUCUCCACCCCCGAACCACACCCCGGCUCCAAGGGAAACGAAGAAGAGGGUCCUACAAUCGCUCACGAGGAAAGCAGUCAAGCACCGUCGAAAUGGAAAAUGGGCAAGUCAGCCGAUGGCGACACGGCUAUGGCAUUAUUCGAUGACCCGGAUGAACUACACGAAGACGUUGACCCGGCCGAGGCGAGGAGUUUGCUAUGGAAGAUUGAUUUUAUGAUUCUGCCGUAUUUGGCUGUUUGUUAUGCUUUCUUUUAUAUUGAUAAGACUACGCUGAGUUAUGCGGCGAUUUUUGGAAUCACGGAGGACCUGAACCUUCAUGGCACGCAGUAUAGUUGGCUCAGUAGUAUAUUCUACUUUGGGUUUCUGGCUUGGGCGUUUCCAACGAAUUUUCUUAUGCAACGUCUUCCAAUUGGAAAAUAUCUCGGAGUGAAUAUCUUCAUGUGGGGCGUCUUCCUCAUGAUCCAAGCGGCAUGCCACAACUUUGCUACCCUUGCCGUCUUGCGCGCUCUGGGAGGUGCCGCAGAAGCCUGCGCCGAUCCUGGCUUUAUGCUUAUCACUAGCAUGUGGUAUACACGACGUGAGCAGCCCGUUCGAAUUGGCCUGUGGUAUACUGCGAAUGGGUUUGGGAUUGCAAUCGGUGGUUUGCUGGGUUAUGGCAUUGGCCAUAUCAGGGGCGCUUUACCAUCGUGGAAAUACGAGUUUAUUGUGAUUGGUGCUCUGUGCUCGGCAUGGGGGAUUGUCAUGUUCAUCUUCCUUCCUGAUUCCCCCGUCUCAGCACCGGGUCUCACCAAGAGAGAAAAGCGGAUGGCUGUUGAGAGAUUGCGAGAAAAUCAAACUGGUGUUGAGAAUAAGCAUCUCAAGCCGUACCAGAUACUGGAAGCUUUUCUGGACUACAAGCUCUAUAUGUUCUUUAUCCUUGGUGUUGUUUGCAAUGUCCCAAAUGGAGGAAUCUCCAACUUUGGAACUAUCAUCAUUCACGGAUUCGGGUUCUCGACUUUAGUCACGACCUUUAUGCAGAUCCCCUACGGAGUCCUAAUCGCAAUAUCAAUUCUAACCUGCGUGUACCUCAACGACCGCUUCGAAAACACAAGAUGCCUCUUCGUCCUGAUAUAUCUACUCCCCAACUUGGCUGGUGCAUUUGGACUACGUUUUGUUCCUCUCGAUCAGAAAGUCGGCCGUCUGAUCUGCUACUAUUUGACUGGGCCGUAUAAUGCAGCUUUUGUUUUGGUCCUGAGUAUGCAAGUUGCUAAUACUGCCGGGCAUACCAAGAAAGUCGUUACCAACGCAGUCCUCUUCCUGGGCUACUGCACAGGUAACAUUGCAGGACCUUUCUUCUACAAAGAUUCCCAAAAACCAACCUACGCACUCGGCAUCUGGUCUAUGAUCGUCUCGCACUUGAUCGAAGCAGUGCUCAUCACCAUCCUGGGCCUUCUCCUUCGAUGGGAGAAUAAGAAGCGUGACCGUAUUCAGUCUCAAAUGGAAGGUGGUCUGGAAGGGAGAGACUUGGAUUCUACUGCGUUUUUGGAUUUAACGGAUAGGGAGAAUUUGAAUUUUCGGUAUAUUUACUGA